Molecule: messenger RNA, 3622 nt
Organism: Brassica napus (rape)
Lineage: Eukaryota; Viridiplantae; Streptophyta; Magnoliopsida; Brassicales; Brassicaceae
Exons: 1
Coding region: 2611-3510 (299 amino acids)
Source: RefSeq, a predicted model, not a curated record
GAAGAAUUGAAUCGGUCAUGCUGUGGAAUCUUCUCCUGGCUGCUUCUUCUUAGUAAUCCAAACAUCUUGUUCCUGAAAUCACUUAACAAACGUUAAAAGCAACAAGAUCUCACAAGUGUUUCUCUCGAAAGUGUUUAUCUCUCUCACAAGUGAUUCUCUAGUGAAUAUCUCCAAGUUCCAGGGGAACUAACAAUCAAUCUCAGUGCCAAACCAAAGAUCAAAUGGUAAAUCAAGAGAAGAAGAAGAAGAUAGACAGAUUUCAAGAUUUUUUUCGGGAACCGAUUUUACCAAGCUUGAGACCGGAUUUCUCCUCGGUCUGAUCGGAUUUCUCUUCGAUCCCUUUUCUUUCUUUCUUUUUAUUGUUAUUUUUUUAAUAAGGUUACCAAGCUGGCUCGGUUUCCUUACACAGAUAGAUAGAGAAGAAGUGUUUAAGAAAUGGUGGAAAGAUGAGAAGAUUAGAAGAUGAAACGAUAGAAUUACCGAGCUUGGGAGUGUUGCUCUGAUACCACUUGAUGAAUACCUUAUGAUGAGAUCCUUUGUCCCUGAUGCUUUUGAAGGAAAAUCUGAUGGUUUGAGAGUGAUGUGGAUUGAUUUGGAUGGAGAUUUUCAGAAAUGAUAUAUGGAUUGAUCAGAUCUUGUGUAGAUGUGUCUAAGAUCAAGAGAAUGAACUCUGUUGUGAUCAAAGACAAGUUUUGCAAUAAGAGAAUGAACUCUUAGCAAUCAGUGUUCAAAGAUGAACAAGCGAUUCACAGAUUUGUGAGAAAGUUAUAAUAAAAAGAGUGAAUAGCUUUUUCAAAAACAAAAGAGAGUUUAAGUAGUAACAAAGAAAGAAAAGAAGUUGAAAGGUCCUAAUACUUGAGAAAAUCAAAAAUAAGAAGUAGUAAAACAUAGAUUUCGAAAUUAACACUUAGACAAGUCCAAAGACUAAAUAAGUGAAGAGUUGGCUCGGUUCCUUGGCUUGAUUUCCGUCUGGUUCAGAGUAAAUCAAAACAGCAAUUGAUUUUUUUCAGUCUUCUAGUUUGUGAUCUAGUAACUGGGCCCUUAGACAAGCAGAAUGGAUCCUUGUCUUGAUUGGUGUCGGCGGAGAAAGUCAUGUCUGGUCCAUCAUCAGUAUGGGUCCGAGCCUGAGUAUGACCGAGUCCAUUUAGCUCCAAGUCAGCUUUAUAGUCACUUGAUUGUUGCAUCCAAUCAGUUCCAUCCAUAGAGUUUUGUAUCCACGAGUUUCUGCAUCCACCAGUUCGUCAUCCACAGAGUUGCAUCCAUUUCAAAUUAUCUUCUAUCUCGACCAUACUUGCAUCACCUCCAGCAUGGACCUACGGAUGAAUACAUACUUUACAUGCUCUUAUCUCUACGGGGAAACCCCUCUGGUCUAGACCUACUAAUUGGUGUACACAAUUACUCCUACUCAUAUGAGAAAAUUGAUUUGGAGAGGCAUAAUACCAUUAUGCUGAGAGAGAGUCGAACCCGUGACCUUUAGUAGUCUUUGAGAAGCAUGACCACUAGGAUAGAAUCAUGUUUAAUUUAGAAAAAUAUGUUACUCAACAAUUUAAAAUUGUUUAUUAUACUUGAAACCACAUAUAUGACUAAAGCAAAACAUAAUGAUAGUUAACACGAUUAUUUUUGAUAGAGAAAUUCUGAAAUGAUUUAAAACAUAUAAGUAAAUGAAAUCGAAACAUUAACCAUUUGUUUAACACGAUAGUUAAAUGAUUUAACACAAUUAUAUUUCCUCUAUUUCAAAUUGUAGGUAGUAGUUUAAGUCAAAAGUAUCAAUAUUUAAAAGUGGUUACUUGUUAAAAAGUAUUAUUUAAUAUAUAACUUCAACCAAUUUUAGAAAAAGCUAUAUAAUUUAAUUGGUUAUACAAUAUUCAAUGGCCGGCAUUCACUACUCACAUGGAAGAGUUUCUACGAUGUAAGGAUUACUUCCCCAACUUCUUCAUUCAACACAUUCCAAGGGCGCAAAAUAAAAUGGCGGACAAACUAGUACGAGGUGUUAGAGAUCUGUCUUCUGCUAUGAUUUAUGUUGAUUCAGUUCCACCGAGAUGGCUCUCGCGUCCGGAACCGGUUUAGUUUAGUUUCUUUUGUUGAAAAAAAAAAGUUAUACAAUAUUCAAUAAUUACAAAAAUUGCAUUUCAUUGAAAUGUUAAAACUAAAUAUAUUUUAAAAUAUUUUUUUUUUAUAAAACAACAUAUAUUAUGAAAAAGAGAGAGUAAUUUGAUAACAUGCCCAUGAGCACGAAAGAGUGUUAACGAAUAAAUCUAAACUUUCAAAUGUAUAUUACUUUUGAAAAGUUUAUACUAAUAUAUAGAUUCAAAAGUCGUAAAUGUAUUCAAAUUUGAGUCUGGAAAGGUGUAAGGACUAAUAAUUGUAUAGAACCAUUUUGAUAUAUAAAAUAAAAAUGUUUGGCCCAAAAAAAUAGAAAACUGAGUUGAUAAAUCACAAUAAUUAAAUCACAACCCAUGAAGUUGGUGAGACUUAUAAAGGCAGGGUCUAAUUCAAUCACCAUUCAUUCUCUCUCUCUCUCUCUCUCUCUCGAUCGAAAGUCAAGCUUUCCGUCUGAAAGGGGAACACCUUCCAAGAGAAGAGCAUCCAAAGAAGAAGAAAACUCCAUUAAUGGAGAAAGAGGCAGCAGAAACAUCAACAGAACUCAAUUUCGACAGCACAACUUCAUCUCCAUACAUAACAGCUCCUUCAAGCCCAACCCUAUUUGGAAACAACAAUGUUAUUUUCUUCAGUGCACCCACAAGCCCUUCUCCUUCAACUUCUUCCAAUAUACCCUUUGACUGGAGUGACCAACCAAGAACUCCCAAGAAGAGAUCAGCCAGCGAUAUUGAUGAUGAUUUCGAGUUCAAUUUCAGUGGACAAUUGGAUAAAUCUUUUUUCUCUGCCGCCGAUGAGCUCUUUGACGGAGGAAAGAUUCGACCUUUAGGGCCCUCACUCCCUCCUGUCGUUUCUUGUGUUCUUGACAGAGAAGAUUCUGGUCCAGGAAAAGACCGGUCUCCCGGAUCUUCUAUGUCUCCGUUGAGGGUUUCAGACAUUGUGGUUGAUGAAGAAGAAGUACACGAGACAACAAAAAUGGUUGCUUCUAACACAAGCAACCAAAAAUCCUCUGUUUUCUUGUCAGCGAUUCUGUUCCCUGGUCGAGCAUACAAGAAGUGGAAACUCAAAGAUCUGUUGUUAUUCAGGAGUGCAUCCGAUGGUAGACCUGUUCCAACCAAAGAGUCAUUGAGAAGAUAUGAUAUACUUACAAAGAAAGAGGCCGAGGAAGUGAAAAGUUCGAGUAUCCGAUCAAGAGAGUGUUGUGAAUCGACAGUGUCUAGGUCAAGGAGAAGGCACGGCACGGUGGUUUCGGCUCAUGAGAUGCAUUACACUGAGAACAGAGCAGUGUCAGAGGAGUUGAAAAGGAAGACGUUCUUGCCGUACAAGCAAGGCUGGUUAGGAUGCUUAGGGUUUAACCCUGCGGUCCAUGAAAUUUCAAGAGUUGGGUCCUUGUCACGUGCUGCUUCCUCUUAAUCCCUUUUGUGCCUUUUGUUUUAUAUAUUAUUUUUUGUGGCUUAAAUUUUCAGAUGUGGUGGUGAGAUUCCAUUUAAUUGAUGGGGUAUAUGAUAUUGUUUCAUUCGUAUAA